AUGAGCACACAAGAUACUCACACAGUGGUGGAAGAGGCGGUGGACCCCGAGAUCGGGAGCUUUGGGUCCCCUGAGGGAAGCACGAAGCUUCGGGAGAUGCGGCCUACUCGGGAGGAGAGCGGGGUGGACGGCCGCCGCCCUGCCUCCCUCCCCAACUGCCACACACCGGCUUUUCGAGGGGCUUGCCGGUCCCGUUUCCCCCCCCUGUGGGCUGGGGGGGUUAUCCCAGCCCCCCUGCAGAAAGCUCAAGAUGAGUGGAGAUUAGGUGGCACGAGACCCCCAAGGCCUACCUUACAAGAUGGCGGCAAUGGCAAGCUAUGCACCAUCACGCCAUCCACCGCGACAACAGACCGCAAAGCAAGUCCGGCGAGACAUGCCGGGUACAGCAUGGAAACAUUACAUGCAGCUACAUCGCAGCUCAGGCUCACAACAAGCGAGGAGGGCUGGUCCAGGCAGAUACAGAGGGGCUCAAGCUGCAACACCCACGGAACCCAGACACCCUGCCAGCCUAACGAAGAGUCCACAUACCGGGAACCUUGCUCUGCCCAUGCAUGA
This is a messenger RNA of Pelobates cultripes (western spadefoot toad), 555 nucleotides long. The record is from the annotation of a GenBank genome assembly. Lineage: Eukaryota; Metazoa; Chordata; Amphibia; Anura; Pelobatidae.